AUGAAAACCUUUUCGCGUGUUACCUUCUACAUAACUCUUAAUAUUUUGUAUUCUCAUGGGAAUAAAUUUUUAUGUAGUGAAGUUGAAUCGAGCAGUACCCCUAAUUUGAGAAAUGGGUAUGCAAGCAAUACUUCAUUUUCAGAAGGGCACAAUAUAAGUUCGAAUGAUAAUGAUGAAUAUUCUAGUAACUUGGGAGAUCAUUUUAGUACGGGUGAUAUUAAUGAAGGCCAAAUAGGAGAAUAUGAAAUAAAUGAAAAUACAAUAAAAACCACUUUGUACUCGGACGAUGAAACCAAAGUACAGGAUGAAAAUAAUUGGAUGCAACAAGACAUGAAUUUGAUUUGGGAUACUGAGCAAUCGGAUACCUUUUCAAUGGAUAAUGAAAACACUAAUGAGGAAUUGCAAUCGGUGUUGUCAGAAAUAGUAGAUGAAAUUCAAUCAAUGGAAGAGGAAGAUGAACAGAUGAAAGAAAAUAUGCAAGGAAUGUGGAAUCAUAAUAAUAACGAUGAAGAAGGGGAUGAAGAAAUAAAAUGGUCGUACGAUGAGAAACCAACGAACAUGAAUGUACACGAAUCAUUGAAAGUAAAUCCAGAUUUAUUGGACAAAAUUAAUAUACCUGAUGAGGAUAUAAUCCUAAAUGAACAAAAGGGAGAAGUAGAAAACACGAAUAAUGCUGAUGAAAACGCUUAUGAGAUAGAGAAAGAAUUGUUGAGCGAAUCAGCAGAAAAGGAAGAAGAAAGUAGCGAGGUAGAGCAAAAAAAUGAAGAGAACAUAGAACCUGAAGGACAAGAACAGGAAGAACAAGAAAAGGUAGUACAAGGACAGGAACAUGUAGAAGAAGAAGAUGAGAUGCAAAAAUCUGAGGAAGUAGAGGGUAGAGUAAGCAUCAAUGCAUUAAUGGGAAAUUUUCUUCGUGGUGUAAAUAUUCGAGAGUAUAUAGAUGUUGAUAACAUUAAAAACAAUGCCAUGAAUGUGGGGCAAAAUGUCUAUAACUUUUUUACUGGAGAGAAUGGAAUUGUGAAUAUGAUAAAGGUCUUUGCGGAAAAUUUAACAAGAAGGGAAACGAACACAGAAGGUGAAUGCCAUGGAAACAGCGAACAUGAAGAAAUCGUUGAAAGUGAAGAGAACAAUGUAGUUGAAGAAAGUAACGAAACUGAGGAAAGUAAAGAUGUUGAGGAAAGUAACGAAGCUGAGGAAAGUAAAGAAGUUGAGGAAAGUAAAGAAGUUGAAGAAAGUAACGAUGCUGAGGAAAGCAAAGAAGUUGGGGAAAGUAAAGAAGUUGAGGAAAGUAAAGAAGUUGAAGAAAGUAACGAUGCUGAGGAAAGUAAAGAAGUUGGGGAAAGUAAAGAAGUUGAGGAAAGUAAAGAAGUUGAGGAAAGUAAAGAAGUUGAAGAAAAAGAUGAAAAUGAAACAAUUUAA
Messenger RNA from Plasmodium gonderi, 1419 nucleotides. RefSeq lists its product as hypothetical. NCBI's taxonomy places the organism in Eukaryota, Apicomplexa, Aconoidasida, Haemosporida, Plasmodiidae. Bases 1 to 1419 code for a protein of 472 amino acids. The transcript has a single exon. The record is from RefSeq and is a predicted model, not a curated record.